CGGCGUCAUUGGCGAUAUGAUCGGCUACGUGGCCGCCACCUUCAUGCGCGGCGUCCGCUUUGUCCAGGUCCCCACCACCCUCCUCGCCAUGGUCGACUCGUCCAUCGGCGGCAAGACGGCCAUCGACACCCCCAUGGGCAAGAACCUGAUUGGCGCCUUCUGGCAGCCCCAGCGCAUCUACAUUGACCUGGCCUUCCUCGACACCCUGCCCGUGCGCGAGUUCAUCAACGGCAUGGCCGAGGUCAUCAAGACGGCGGCUAUCUGGGACGCGGAUGAGUUCACCACCCUCGAGGAGAACGCCCCUGUCAUCCUCGCCGCUAUCCGCUCCAAGCCCGCCGCCGCCAACUCGCCCGGCCGUCUGGCCCCCAUCCGUGACAUCCUCAAGCACAUCGUGCUGGGUUCGGCCCGUGUCAAGGCCGAGGUCGUCUCGUCGGAUGAGAGAGAGGGCGGCCUGCGGAACCUGCUCAACUUUGGCCACUCUAUCGGCCACGCAUACGAGGCCAUCCUCACCCCGCAAGUUCUACACGGCGAGGCUGUGGCCAUCGGCAUGGUCAAGGAGGCCGAGCUUGCCCGUUUUCUCGGCGUACUCAAGCCCGGUGCCGUGGCUCGCCUGGCCAAGUGCAUCGCCAGCUACGACCUGCCCACAUCGCUGCAGGACAAGCGCAUCGUCAAGCUGACGGCGGGUAAAGAGUGCCCCGUGGACGUGCUUCUGGAGAAGAUGGGUGUCGAUAAGAAGAAUGACGGCCGGAAAAAGAAGAUUGUGCUGCUCUCGGCCAUUGGCAAGACGUUCGAGCCCAAGGCCAGCGUCGUCGAGGACCGCGCAAUUUGUAUUGUCCUCUCUCCGUGCAUCCGGGUCACGCCCGGCGUUCCUAAGGACCUCUCGGUCAGCGUAACGCCUCCCGGAUCCAAGAGUGUCUCGAAUCGCGCCCUGGUGCUGGCGGCGCUUGGAGAGGGAACUACCCGCAUCUACGGGCUACUGCAUUCUGACGACACACAGUACAUGCUGACUGCCAUCGCUCAGCUCCAAGGGGCAACGUACUCGUGGGAAGAUGCCGGCGAGGUUCUCGUUGUCAAAGGCAGAGGCGGUAGGCUGCAGGCCAGCAAGGCGCCCUUGUAUCUUGGAAACGCGGGAACGGCGUCUCGCUUCCUGACCUCGGUCGUCGCUCUCUGCUCCCCAUCCGACGCGUCCUCGACCGUCUUGACGGGCAACACGAGGAUGAAAGUGAGGCCCAUCGGCCCGCUUGUAGAUGCCCUGCGGUCCAAUGGCGUGAGCGUCAAGUACCUGGAAAAGGAAAAGAGUUUGCCGGUGCAGGUGGAGGCCGCCGGCGGGCUCGCGGGUGGCGUAAUGGAGCUGGCAGCCACCAUCUCCUCGCAGUACGUCUCGUCGCUGCUGAUGGCCGCGCCGUAUGCGCGCCAGCCCGUGACUCUGCGCUUGGUCGGCGGAAAGCCCAUCUCACAGCCCUACAUCGACAUGACCAUCGCCAUGAUGGCGUCGUUUGGCAUCCAGGUGCAGAGAUCAACCGAAGACGCCAACACAUACCAUAUCCCACAGGGCGCCUACAAGAACCCGGCAGAAUAUGUCGUGGAAAGCGACGCUAGCUCGGCAACGUACCCGCUUGCCGUUGCUGCAAUUACUGGCACCACGUGCAUCAUUCCAAACAUCGGCUCAAAGUCGCUCCAAGGAGACGCCCGCUUCGCCGUUGAGGUCCUCCGGCCCAUGGGCUGCACUGUGGAGCAGACCGAUUUCUCAACAACCGUCACCGGCCCCCCCGUGGGUUCGCUCCGGGCCAUCACCGUCGACAUGGAGCCCAUGACGGAUGCUUUCCUCACUGCGUCGGUGCUUGCGGCUGUCGCCUCUGGAACAACCCGGAUCACGGGCAUCGCCAACCAAAGAGUCAAGGAGUGCAACCGUAUUCUGGCCAUGAAAGACCAGCUCGCCAAGUUUGGCGUGCAGUGCUCAGAGCUCGAAGACGGCAUCGAGGUUACGGGGAGGCCCUACAGGGAGCUGCAAAAUCCCGCCGAGGGCAUCUAUUGCUAUGACGACCACCGUGUGGCCAUGAGCUUUGGUGUCUUGUCCGUCGUUUCUCCCCACCGGGUGCUGAUACUGGAGCGCGAGUGCGUUGGCAAGACGUGGCCCGGAUGGUGGGACAUCAUGUCGCAAUCCUUCAACGUGCACCUAGAGGGGGAGGAGGAGCCGAAAGAUAUGGCCGGCCACGCAAACGAAACAAACCGGUCUACCUCGGCUCAGUCAAUUUUCAUAAUUGGUAUGAGAGGUGCAGGCAAGACCACGGCUGGCCGCUGGAUGGCCGAUACCCUAGACUGGCCGCUGGUGGAUCUUGACGUUGAACUCGAGAAGAGGGAGGGCAUGACAAUUCCCGACAUAAUUCGCGGCGAGCGAGGCUGGGAAGGCUUUAGAAAGGCCGAGCUCGCCCUCCUCAAGGAUAUGAUCAAGACCAAGUCGACGGGCCACGUCUUCUCGUGCGGUGGGGGUAUCGUCGAGGAAGAGGCUGCCCGCAAGCUGCUCAUUUCUUACCACCAGAAUGGCGGCUGUGUCAUGCUGGUCCACCGCGACACGGAACAGGUUGUUGAGUACCUGAUGAGGGACAAGACCCGUCCUGCCUAUUCGGAGGACAUCCGAGGCGUCUACUAUCGGCGCAAGCCAUUCUUCGAGGAGUGCAGCAGCUUCCAAUACUACAGCCCCCACCUAGAUGGCUCCAAGGUACUGAGUGAAGCACCGGCCGACUUCAACCGAUUCCUUUCCGUCAUAGUUGGCCAGACGACAGACUUUGACGACAUCAGGCGCAAGGCGCACUCCUUCUUUGUCUCGUUGACUGUCCCCAAUGUCUCCCAUACAUUGGAGACCAUCCCGAGCGUGGUCGUAGGAUCGGACGCCGUCGAGCUGCGCGUCGACUUGCUGGAGGACUAUGAUCCCGAAUUCGUCGCCACGCAGGUCUCCCUACUACGGUCGGCUGCCAAGGUCCCCAUCGUCUACACGGUGCGCACCGUUAGCCAGGGCGGCAAGUUCCCUGAUGACGAUUACGAGCUAGCUGAAAAGCUCUACCGGGUUGGUCUGCGCACUGGGGUCGAAUUUCUCGACUUGGAGAUGACCAUGCCAGACCACAUCAUCCAGACCAUAACGGACAAAAAGGGAUUCACCCGUGUGAUUGCAUCUCACCACGACCCACAAGCGAAGCUGUCGUGGAAGAAUGGAGGGUGGGUUCCGUUCUACAACAAGGCGUUGCAGCACGGGGAUAUCAUCAAGCUUGUCGGCGUGGCCAAUGGUAUUGUCGAUAACUUUGACCUCGCCAACUUCAAGGCCAAGAUGCUUGCGGCGCAUGACAAGCCCAUCAUCGCCCUCAACAUGGGGGCGCCGGGUAAGCUGAGCCGAGUUCUCAAUGGCUUUAUGACUCCUGUCUCCCACCCGGCGCUGCCGUCCAAGGCCGCCCCGGGGCAGCUCUCGGCCACAGAGAUUCGACGCGCACUGGCCCUGAUUGGCGAGCUUGAGCCCCGGUCGUUUUAUCUCUUCGGGAAGCCCAUCCUGACGUCGCGGUCGCCUGCUCUGCACAACGCGCUGUUUAGAGAGAGUGGGUUACCUCAUCAGUACUCGCUUUUAGAGACUGAUCACGCGCCAGACGUGGAGGACCUGAUAAGGUCUCCGUAUUUUGGCGGGGCGUCUGUGACUAUCCCCCUGAAGCUCGAUAUUGUGCCGCUCCUAGAUGAGGUGUCUGAUGCUGCCAAGACCAUUGGUGCAGUGAACACCAUCAUCCCCAAAUCUCGUCCCGGCCGCAGCAAGCCUACACUGUUCGGAGACAACACGGAUUGGAAGGGCAUGGUCUUCUCACUCCGGUCCGCCGGCGUGGUUAAGCGCACCGGAGAGGCCGGUGCCAUGGUUGUGGGCUCUGGGGGAACGACGCGCGCCGCCAUCUACGCACUGCACAGCCUGGGCUACGGCCCUAUCUACGUCGUGGCCAGAAACUCCGAGAACGUAAAGUCCAUUGCCGAUUCGCUACCCGCAGACUACAAAAUCCAGGCCCUAACCACGCCUGAAGAGGUGGGCCAGUUGUCGAGCACUUUGCUUCCGAAUGUGGUCAUCAGCUCCAUCCCCGCGGACAAGCCUAUUGACCAGAACAUGAGAGAAGUGCUAGUGGCCGUUCUGCGGCAUCCUGUAGUGGGAGACGGCGCGCGCGUGCUCCUCGAGAUGGCUUAUACACCGCGUCACACGCCGCUCAUGCAGCUGGCAGAAGACGCGGGCUGGCGCACCAUCCCUGGCCUCGAGGUCCUUUCGGCCCAGGGCUGGUACCAGUUUCAAUCCUGGACUGGAAUCACGCCACUGUUCUCGGAUGCUAGGGCGGCUGUCAUGGAGGACACCGCCGAGUGAGGUGAUUCGCUGGGGGGACAGGCACUAUGGGACGGACGGGUUGUUUUGGUCUGUCUUUUGGACGCAGAAAGGUGCCUCUUCUGUGGUGAGGAGGCGUUGGAAGUAUGUUAUAUAGACUACGGCCAAGACAAAAAAGGCAAAUAAAGGGAAAUAGGGGAAAACAAAUAAAGCUCUCUAGAUUAAGCUU
This is a messenger RNA of Lasiosphaeria miniovina, 4565 nucleotides long. RefSeq names its product putative PENTAFUNCTIONAL AROM polypeptide. Gene Ontology annotation, cellular component: cytoplasm. Gene Ontology annotation, molecular function: shikimate 3-dehydrogenase (NADP+) activity; 3-phosphoshikimate 1-carboxyvinyltransferase activity; shikimate kinase activity. Bases 17 to 4378 code for a protein of 1453 amino acids. Lineage: Eukaryota; Fungi; Ascomycota; Sordariomycetes; Sordariales; Lasiosphaeriaceae. The record is from RefSeq and is a predicted model, not a curated record. The transcript is spliced from 3 exons. Gene Ontology annotation, biological process: aromatic amino acid biosynthetic process; chorismate biosynthetic process.